UGAAAGUUUUGACGCGACACCGUCCAAUUGCUCUCUCUCUCUGCCUCCCCUUUGAGAUUUGCCUUCUAUUCCCAUCAUGCGUUCUCAGAACAGCCUGGCCCUUGCGGCCGUGACCCUUUCGUCCUUGACGGGCUCCGCGCUGGCCCAGACCGCCAAACAGCUUUUCAAUUUCACGACCUACGUCGACAUCGAGAACAGCAUCCUCCGUUCCAAUGGCCAGCUUUUGUUCACCACCCUCACCGGUCCUGAGCUGUACACGAUCGAUACCAACGCGGAUGAGCCCACGGCCGAGGUUGUCCGUUACCUGCCUGGGGUCACGGCUCUGACUGGCAUUGCCAGGGUCGACGAUGACAAGUUUGCUGUUGCUGGAGGCGUCAGGGGCAGCUAUAGCUACGCCAACGAGACCAUCUUCACCAUUGAUUUCACCGAGGCCACCGAGGAGAACCCAAAUAUCACUGUGCUGGAGACAGUUGCGACCUUGCCUGACGCGAUCAUGCUCAACGGCAUGGCUGCACUGCCUUCCAACUCCCACGUCCUGGUCCUUGCCGACUCUCGCGUGGGUUGUCUCUGGCGAGUCGACAUCGACACUGGCUCUGUUGCCGAAGCCGUCACGAGCGAGUACUUCCUGGCCCCCGACAAUGCCACCACCCCGAUCGGAAUCGACGGCCUGAAGAUCACCGCCGAUGGUUCCUACGCCUACUUCACCAACGUCUAUCUCGAGCUCCUGGGGCGUAUCCCCAUCGCAGACAACGGCUCCGCCCUGGUCGCCACGGGAGACGCCGAGAUCGUGACCAACUUCCUCGGCGAUGAUGACUGGGAUGACUUCCAGCUCAACGGCACCAUCGCCUACGGCGCCCAGGACCCUUACUACCUGUCCUCGGUGGACCUGACCACUGGCGAGCUGACCGUGCUCAUCAACGACACUAGCAUCGCCGGCGGACCCACCUCGGUCGUCCUCAAGGGUGACGGGUCUACCAUCUACCUGACCACCCGUGGAGACUCGACUACCGAAGCGAGUGGCCAGAUUAUCGAGAUUACGCUGUAA
Messenger RNA from Cryphonectria parasitica EP155, 1045 nucleotides. RefSeq lists its product as uncharacterized. The transcript has 2 exons. Lineage: Eukaryota; Fungi; Ascomycota; Sordariomycetes; Diaporthales; Cryphonectriaceae. Bases 77 to 1045 code for a protein of 322 amino acids. The record is from RefSeq and is a predicted model, not a curated record.